This is a messenger RNA of Fusarium fujikuroi IMI 58289, 636 nucleotides long. RefSeq lists its product as uncharacterized. The transcript has a single exon. NCBI's taxonomy places the organism in Eukaryota, Fungi, Ascomycota, Sordariomycetes, Hypocreales, Nectriaceae. The record is from RefSeq and is a predicted model, not a curated record. The coding region runs from base 1 to 636 and encodes 211 amino acids.
AUGGCCAUCCUUGCGACAUUCUUCCGCUCUUUUGAGGGCGUCAUACUCAGUAUAACAGCCAUCCACAUAGUCCUCACUACUUUGUCGAACUGGGUAUGUCGACCCGCUACUCCUACACCAGAAGAGCUUAUACGAUCAAGACGCGAAAACCAUACCGCCGUUCGAUCGGCCGUGAACAGAGUUGUUGAAGCUGCUCCCCGGGCAGCCGCUGGCAAGCACCCCUGCCAUAAGCCUUGUCACAGCUGGUGGUGGUAUGCUAUGGCCUUAUGGCCAGCCCCUAGUGACCGUCUCUGCCGUAAACCUCGUCGCAAAUGGUGGUGGUACAUUGUGGCCCUGUGGCCAGCUCGUGAUGACCCAAAUCGGUGGUUCAUUCUGAUCACGGCCUUGUCCAUUAGUAUACUCACUUUCAUUUUCUUCUUGCGAGAGAUAUUCCCCGACAUUUAUCAGGGUCAUGUUCGAUUCUUUACGGUCCUCUCGUUUCUGGCACUCGAAGUCGGACGUGCCGCUUACUUCUACCAUCUCUUGAAAGACUGUUCUGUUCUGAUUCAAGAAGUAUGCAUUGGUCUCAUGGGUCAUGUCACUGGUGGCUUCUGCCGCCUCGGCAGUCUAUUCGCCGUCCCUCCGAUGAAACAUUGA